Messenger RNA from Cydia strobilella, 1468 nucleotides. RefSeq names its product transport and Golgi organization protein 11 (gene Tango11). The transcript is spliced from 5 exons. Lineage: Eukaryota; Metazoa; Arthropoda; Insecta; Lepidoptera; Tortricidae. Bases 251 to 922 code for a protein of 223 amino acids. The record is from RefSeq and is a predicted model, not a curated record.
ACCCAUCAAAUCCAGGCAGACUGGCAGACAGCCCAGCCAACCCAACCGUGACCCAACCAAACCAAGUCCAACCAACCUCUUCUUAGGUCAUUACAAUAGAUUUGCCUACUGUCUCUCACUUCUCUUAUCUCACAGCAAUAAUUUUGAUAAAUUUGAAAUGAAGUUGCUUUUAUAAGUUACAGUUCUGCCUCUAUAUAUUUUGAAUUGAAGACCACGAAGAACCUACAGAAGGGAUUGGAAUACCAAUAAGAUGCAGUACACUUCUGAUGAAGCCUACGCUCGACUCAUUAGCCACAAGAUGACCGUACCACAAAGGAUAAAGGCAACUGGUGACAUAAUGGAUGACGAGACCCAAAACGGUUUGGGAACAGGAUGGGACUAUGCCAAUGAAAAAUUUGAUAUGAAGGUACCAGAAAGGAUACUUGUAGUUGGACAAGAUCAGCACAUUGGUACUAAAGCUCCGCCUCGAGAAAUUCAGCUUGAUAAUGCAGUACUCCCCACUGAUCCAGGGAUGAUCCGAGUGAACACGCCUCCUCGUGUGAUCACUCUCGAUCAGCACUACUUCCCAUCAGCUGAUGACUUUCAGGAGAGUAUGCCUAACUCUCCUCCCAGGAAUGUAAGAAUGUACAGAUCUCAAGCGGAUGGUGCCCUGUCACAACCACAUGUCGAUCAUUUUAAUGACUCAACUAUGACAGAAUCAAGGCUGGUUCUAAGAGAUCCAACACCUCCAAUGGGGGCUGGCGAAGGUCUCUCCACUGCUGAAGAAAUGGUGCAUUUACGACGACAGAUAGUCAAAUUAAACAGGCGCGUAAUGUCGAUCGAAGCUGAACAAUUACAGAGACAGCAAAAGGAGAAAAUAGCUUACGCUAUUGGCAUUGCUUACUUGUUGUUCAAAGUUAUUGCUUGGCUUAAUCGAUCCUAAUAAGUUAUACAAGGUAUUUCUCCAAUUCCCCAUGUAGAUGUCGAUUUUAAAAUGCAUUAAAGAGGUCUAGGUAAUUUUUAAAUGCAAAAAUGGAAUUCGAAAAUGUACUACUGCCUAAAUGAAAUUUACUAAAUGAGUAAUUUUGUUCAGAAAUGUAAUGUAGGUUGACGUAAUGUUUAUAGAAAAGAACGGAUAAGUUGAAAGUUUUAUUGCGUUGCAUACUACUAUAAUCUAUUUUGACCGCUCAGAUAAUUCUGAGCUACAAUUGUAUAAUAAUAUAGUUGUGCAUGCAUGCAAUAUUUACCAGUGUAACGCUGAAAGUAGACAACUAUGACAUGUAAAAAUGUAUUUUAUUUAUUUGUUUCUAUUGUUUCUUCUAGUACUUAGGUAACUUUUUUUAUACAAUUACAUCAGUUGGCCACAAGAAAACUAUAUCUUAAGGAAACAAUUUACGUUAUAAGGUAUAACAUGUGGUCUUCAGAACAUUACAAUUUCUUGUACAUUGAUGUUAUAAAUUUUAGAUGUACAUAAUAAUUCAACCAUCUU